UAUAUUUACACACAGAAAACUGGAUGGUUGAGAGAUUAUUUUUACAUCUUGGAAAUGUAUAUAAGAGGAAGGAAAUGAGAGCACCUUGCAUGACUUCUUUCAUCUGUGUUAAAAAACUAUUGAGCAGUUGGAAGCAAUGGAAGAGGAAAAGCAGGUGCUUAUAAAAGUUGUUACAGAAAAACUUCAGAACAUGGCAAAUACUUCAAUGAAGAAUGUGCUCUGGAGCAAACGUUCAAUCUACAGAAUACCUGCCUCUGUUACAGCCCAUAACGAGACAGCUUACAUGCCCCAGACAGUCUCCUUCGGUCCUUACCAUCAUGAUGACAUUCAUCUGAAGCCAAUGGAGGAACACAAGCAACGAGCACUCGUGUAUUUUCUAAAUAAAACAGGAAUACCUCUACAGUCGGUCGUUGAAUCUUUAAAUGAAGAAAUGCAGGUUUUAAAAGACUCAUAUGAUAUGCUUGGUGAAUCAUGGAAAAAUGAUACGAGCAAAUUUCUGCAAAUGAUGAUUCUUGACGGUUGUUUCAUGCUGGAAAUCAUACGCCUUGCUACACAUAAUUCGUUGGACUACUCUGCCGAUGACCCCGUUUUUAGCAGCCACGGGAGGCUCUACAUGAUACCACAUAUCCGGCGUGACAUGUUGUUGCUUGAAAAUCAACUGCCAAUGCUUGUUCUUUACAGGUUGGUUGCCGUUGAAAGCGACGGAGCAAAGGAUGAAGAGUCGGUCAACGAGCUCAUACACAAUUUCUUCCAUCCCAAUGCAUCGGUCUCAAGUCUGGAUAAAUGCUUGCAUGUAUUGGAUUUGUAUAGGAAGAGCCUUCUUCAGGGAGAUCCCAUCAAGAAAAUGCGUCGCCCCCGAGUAAAGGGAGGACUUCAUGGGGAUGACAACGAUAUUAUACGAUCAGCGACAGAGAUUAAUGAAGCUGGAAUCCAGUUCAAGAAAAGUAAAAUUAAGAGCCUGAAAGAAAUCUCAUUACAUCGUGGGGUCCUAGAGCUUCCUGUCAUUGAGGUAGAUGAUACCACCGAGGCAACCUUUCUGAAUCUGAUGGCCUUUGAGCGCUUCCAUGUUGGUGCAAGCAAUGAGGUAACAUCUUAUGUCUUCUUCAUGGACAGUAUCAUUGACAAUGAGAGGGACGUUGCCCUCCUAAACUCGAGAGGAAUUAUCCAGAACGCUAUUGGAAGUGACAAAGCUGUCGCUAAACUGUUCAACUCUCUCUCUAAGGACAUUGCGUUGGAAUCCAACAGCAACCUCCAAGUGGUGCAAAUGCAUGUCAAUGCUUACUGCAAGAAGCCUUGGAAUGCGUGGCGUGCCAAUCUCAUUCACACCUAUUUCAGAAAUCCUUGGGCUAUUCUGUCUGUUAUUGCUGCACUCAUCCUCUUUGCCCUCACUAUUGCUCAAACUGUAUAUUCUAUAUUACCUUACUACAACUCAAAUAACUCUACAUCGCUCUCUCCUCCUAUGAUUUUUGCGGCUCCCCCUCCCCUUUCAACUCCCCCUCCCACUCCUCCUCCUAUUCAUCCUCCAAAACUAUCACGCCGCCAUUGAUUCACAUGGUUCCACCACCAUCCACUUUAAAUUUCAAAUACAAAUGGUGAGUGAAUCCCACCAAUUGCCACAUCUAUAUAUUUCUUUUCCUUUGAAAGCCUUGGAUUGCUUGUUUUGCUUUCUCCAAUUAUCUUUAACAGUUGUGUUACUACAAGUAGUGAUUGUCGAGGUUAGCUUACACCUACCUCGACUAAUCCUUUAAAGUUCUAAAAUUAACGACUAUAUAAGCCUCUAGUAACCCUGAAGUUUGUGACACUCGAACUAAUCUAAAGAACAAACACAAGAUCUAACUAGUUAAGCUACACCCCUCAAAGUUAAGUAUUUGAUAUUUUUGUAUGACCGCAUCAUGAUCAUAUACGCAUGUAUCAUUUAUUUAUCCUGUAUCUCGUUUACUUCCCCAACAAGUGAGGUUGACGACUCUUGAGAUUUUUU
This is a messenger RNA of Populus trichocarpa (black cottonwood), 1978 nucleotides long. Its product is annotated as UPF0481 protein At3g47200. The transcript has 2 exons. The coding region runs from base 137 to 1546 and encodes 469 amino acids. Lineage: Eukaryota; Viridiplantae; Streptophyta; Magnoliopsida; Malpighiales; Salicaceae. The record is from RefSeq and is a predicted model, not a curated record.